Onthophagus taurus is the source of this 6785-nucleotide messenger RNA. Its product is annotated as phosphodiesterase 4D interacting protein centrosomin. The record is from RefSeq and is a predicted model, not a curated record. Gene Ontology annotation, molecular function: gamma-tubulin binding; microtubule binding. Gene Ontology annotation, biological process: regulation of mitotic cell cycle spindle assembly checkpoint; centriole replication; chromosome segregation. Gene Ontology annotation, cellular component: microtubule organizing center; mitotic spindle pole; pericentriolar material. NCBI's taxonomy places the organism in Eukaryota, Metazoa, Arthropoda, Insecta, Coleoptera, Scarabaeidae.
UUUUGAUAAAGAAUUUUGUUUGGUUGUUCUUUUAAAAAUACGUGAUGUGAGUCUUUUGUGAAGCAACAAAUAAUAAGUACUUUUUUAUAGUCACUUGGAAAUUAUGGGAAAAGGUUUACAAGAGUCGUAAAGGUGCAAAUUUUUCCAUAGGGCGUGGGUUGUUUACGUGUCGUUAUUUAAAGAUGUUUCGUCCGCUAAUUGCCUUUGGCUAGUUGCCAAAAUUCGGAAAGAGACCGAGUACAUCACCGAACAAAGACGGAGAAACGUCAUGCGAUGGAAAAAUGUCGCGGCACGGUGUAUUGAAAAAUCUCUGGUGGUAGAGAAACAUCUGCCAAGUUUCUUACGUUAUUUUCAUCAUUGGCUAGCCAACAGCAACUCGCGUUCUCCUUGAAAACCACUACCGAUCUCAUUAUUCAUUUAUUUGAAACUUUUUUUUUAAUACAACCUAUUUUUAUCUUUCCCAAUUUGAUUAAAUUUGGAUUCCAUCAACAGUGAAGGUACUGAUCACGUCAAAAGAAAAUAACAGCUUCUUUUGGACGUGUUUAUUUAAAUAAGCCACUGAGUGUCAUUAAAAAACGAUAAAAAAAUAAUCGAAUCGAUCAAACUAUUUUGGUCGUGUUAAACAAUCCGUUAAAAGUAAGAAAAACCAUCUGGCUGUGAUCGAAUGAGUCAAAUGGUUUUCUCGCCUUGACACUGCCUCCGAACGGGAGCUCCCCCUAAACGAUUGGAGAACAGCUGGAGAAACACUGCGAUCGAAAUAAACAAAGCGUUAUAAACUUUAUCUUUUUCUAUUAUCCAAUGUUUGAUUAGCGUCAAUUGGAAUUAAACGUACCGAGGAGGACGACGUUACCCUUUUUCAUUCAGGAGUUAAUUGUAGCGCCCUCGGUUUAUUGCCGUCCGUAGUAUAAAAGCGUCGACCUAUUUAUAUGAAUUACCUUUGCCUUUUUAUCUUAGGACUUGAACAUGUAGAAUAACUAACAUCGCGAUAACGGACCGUUUUAUAAUUGAAAUGGCGCCAACAUUCUUUAAGUUGGAGUAAAUCCAUAUUCUAUUUCAAUCGUUUAUUAUUUUCUGACACAAACAAAAACAUUUAAGUUGGCGUAUUCAAACUGAUAACAAAAUUCGCUCUGUCACAUUUUCUCAUGUUCGGCCAAUUUUUUUUUUAGCCCCGCUCUCCAAAUCCCAUGAUCGAAAACCAACCCCUUUUGGGAAUUUCGUGUUUUAAUGAAAUUAUGCGUAUUGCUUAUCGUCUGAGAGCCGAAGAACUAAGAAGCACCUAGUACCAUCAGGUGAUGGUGGUUUCAUCAGUGGGUAACACCUUUUUGCUCUAAAACAGACGUCGUUACAGACGGAAGGGACGGUUGAGACAUUAUUCGUUAGGCAAUUUUAUUGUGUGUGUUAUGGUGCGCCGUUAACUCUUUCAAGAUUUGUGGUACUGCGAUAUGGCACGAUUGUAUAUCAAGGAUUUACUUAAAUCAAUGCUCAAAAUGGACGGUAAUAAUUUAAACGAUAUGAACGCACACUCCACAGCGUCGAUUUGCUCAAGGGGUUCUACUGAGGAUGAGACCGACCCAGAAACGUUAUCUUCUAUGAAUGCUGUUGGUGGAUAUCAAACUUCGAAUAUCGGGCAAGCCCGUAGCCGAUCAGUUAAGGAGUUUGAAGAAACUCUUACCGCUCUUCGGAAAGAAAACUUCAAUCUUAAGCUGAGGAUUUAUUUCCUUGAGGAGCGGAUGGGGACAAACUUUGGCAUGGAUAAAGAAAAUGCGAUUAAAAAAAAUAUUGAAUUAAAGGUGGAAGUGGAGAGUUAUAAGAAAGAGCUUGCAGAGAAACAGGAUCUCUUAUGUCAAGCUGUGAAGGCUAUGGAGUUGGAUGAAGAAGAACACAUUAAAGUGAAAGAUGAACUCCAACAGAAAGUUAAUAACUUACAGAAUCAAUUAGAUUCGCUCCAACAGAAGUAUGAUGAUGCUACGGGAGAUCAUGGUGAUCGUGGUUUUGAUGAUGAUAAAGAAUUUUAUGAAAGAAACUUUGAGAAACAUUGCAGUCAUGAACCCUACAUACAAGAAUUAGAAAAUAAAAUAAAAGAACUUGAAAACGCUCUGGAAAAAUCGAAAGAAAACGCGCGUGAUUUGGACAACCUUUUACAGCUAACAGAAAAUAGAAGUAGUAAUUUAGCGUCCGUUGAAGAGGAAUUAAAAGAAAAAGAAAACGCCUUAAAGAAACAACAAGUCGACAUCGAAGAACGCAAUAAAAUCGUGUCGAAUUAUCGCGUACGCGUGAGUAAACUCGAAGAUGAUUUGAUUGAAAAGAAAAACGACAUUGACUUCAUCGCCAAGGAGUUGAAAGAGAAGUGCCUUUUGGUGCAAGAUUUAAAACACGACAACGAGGAUCUUCAAAAAUUGCUGAACGAGAACCAAGCUAACCUAACGUUGGAACGACGCAAGAUCGAGAAGCAUAAGCUAUCGGUUUACGAACGGAACAAGCGGAUUAUCGAACUAGAAGACGAGGUGAAACAGCUAACGAAAAAAUUAACGAUUAUGCAGGCGCAGUUCGAGGUUGCGGUCAAAACCGAGGUUCAACGUAAAAACGAUGGGGCGCGUAAACCUCAGUCACCGCUUACUGACGCUAAUAAAUUUGCAGUUGUCGAGCCGGCUAAAGGGAAUGCCAACACCGCAUCCGGCGACGAGCAUGUAUACAGCAACCCAAGGUCGCCAUCACUAUCGCAACUAAAACUCUCACCCCGAUCUUCAUCGCCAAAUUUCGAACGUCAUCGCGUCCAAUCCAAGUCACCUUCACACGCACCGGCCGAAUGUUCGUCUAACUACGCCGUUACCACGCCAGAUUUAAAACAACACAGUCUUGAUCAGUUACAGCAAGCAAUCGGAAAUUACCAGAAGCAAAUCUCCAAGCUCGAACAAGAUCAACUUAAAGCGUGUAAACUUAUCCAGUUUAUGUGCGAAACUCGUAAAAAGAACACUAGAGAAAUUGAUGAACUUAAAUCGAUUAUUACAAAAAAAGAUUUUGAAAUCGAUCAGCUAUCAGAAAAAGUUAGGAAGACUCCUUUUAAAGAUCUUAGCAUGGUGGAAUCCUUGUCUACUCACCUUUUAUCGCCCAAUCAUAGUAAGAAGAGCGUAAAUUCAAGAACCGACGUCAGCAAGACUUCUAGCAUUGAAGUCGUUACAAAUAAUGAGACAUCUGCUCCUGACUUGAUUGAGGACCCUAAGUUGUUACUAGAACAAUACAGAGAACUUACAGAUAACUUAGAGGAACAAAAACAGGUUUUGAUAAGUACCGUUGAAGAAACGAAAAAUCAACUCGAAGAUCUUGAAUGUAAAUGUGAAUCGCUCAAGGCUGAACUGAAAACUCGCGAAAAUCGAAUUGUCGACUUGGAAUUUGAACUUCUCUCGUUAUCCCAGGGAAUAUCGAGUGAAUCUUUAGGAAUGGGGGAGAAGUCUGAUGUGGGUAACGAAAAGCCAGCUUCGUUUUUCAUCAAAGAACUUGAAGAGAAAGACCGUGAGAUUGAAAAGCUCGAAUCGGAACUUAAGAAGCGGACCUGUGAUCUUCAAGGAAUCGUUAACAAAGAACUUUGGGAGAAGAAUCGAGAAAUUGAAAAAUUAACGAAACGUUACAACGAAAUCAUCGCAACCAAAGACCAAGAAUUGAAUCAACUCGAAGGAGAUUUAUCAUCAAAAACUCAACAAUUGGAGGUUUUAACUGAUAGAAUAUCUGAAUUGGGGAUAAUCGUGAGACAUCAAGAUGAUUCUUUCGAAAUAAUUAAGAAGGAAAGUCUCGAAUUGUGUUCGUUAGAGUUAAAAUUAAACGAUUCGAUCAAAGAACGCGACUUUUAUCGAACGCAAUUGGUCGAGUAUGAUAAUAAACUCAAACUAGCUACUGAAAAAGCUAUCAUUGAUACACAAAAAUUAUCGCAGUUAGAAAAUGAAGUACAAUUGAUCAGAGAAGAAAAUGAGAAAUGUGAAAAUCUUCGGCAGGACGCCCUGGAAGUGUGCUCGAUUCUUUCAAGACGCCUGGAAGAGUUGGCUUACUUUUUGGACUCUUUGCUUAAGCAGAAAUCAGUUUUGGGCUUUUUAGGGACGAAACAAAACGAAAAACUUCGACAACUUAUUAAUCAAAGCUUAGAUAUAUCUCAUACGUUAUCGCUCUCUAUAUCAUUAAACCCAAAUCAAAGCCUGAUGCAACUCUCCAACCUCUCAGCUCUUUUAAACACAACAACACCGAUCGAAUGUGACGAAAACGGCGAUCAAAACGAAUACGUUAAUAAAAUCCCAACGGAAAUUUCCCUUACCUAUCACAGUCAUUUUAGUCAAACAGAACAAAUAGGCGAAGAAGGUGGGAUUAUUGCAACGCUAAGAUCGCAAAUUGAUAAAUUAAAGAAUGACAUUCAAGCUAGGGAUAUUGAGUUGGAAAAAUUGGGCGUUUCUUUAGAAAAAGGCGAUAACAAUGAAGUAAAAAUGUUAUCUGUUGUUAAAGUCGAUGAAUGCAUUAAAGAAGACGAGGAAAUUAUGGAUGUGUUAUUAUCUAUUGUUCCCGAAUCGCAAGGUGCACAACCAUCAUCUCAACAAAUCUACGAAACAUUAGUGUGCACUAAAAUAAGCGGAUCUGCUGAUAAAUCAAAGUAUGGGAUUGAUAAUUCGGAUACUGAAUCGUGGUCUGAACCAGAUAGAGCCGUAUCUAAAGCAAGAAUCGGUUUGGGCGAUUGUAUAACACCAACACAAUCAAGAGAAGAUAUAGGCUCCACUGAAGACGACCCAGAAAAAUCUAAUUCCGCUUCACGAUUAGUUGUAUCCAGGAAAUCAAUUUUGGCAGAAAACCGCCAAACAAUAAUAAAUCUCCACGAACAAAUUUGCGAGAUGGAAUCGAAAUUAAGAGAAAAAGAAGCUGAAUUAGAAAUGCUAAAAGACACCUGUUCGGAAAUUACCCUCCAAUUAGAAUCAUCGCAAGAAACCCAAAAAAGAAACAUGGAAAUAAACGAGGAAUUAAAACGUGAAAGAGAUGAACUCCUCGAAAAUGUUGAAAUGCUCGAAAAGAAAUUGGCAUCGACCGAAAUGGUAAAACAAGAAACGCAAAUGCAACUUGGCGAGCUUCAAAAAACAAUAGAAGAGGUGAAAACCUCGCAGAAAAUACUACAAGAAACCGUUGAUCUUAAAAACAAAGAUGCUCAAAAUAAAAUGAACGAACUUGAAUUAGAAAAAGGAUUACUAAUUGAAAAAUUGAAAUUCACAGAACAAAAAGCUCAAGAUUUAGUAACUGAAUGUAUUAAUGCCGAGAAAAAAUUGCAAUUAUUACGGGAUGAGUUACAAUUCAUAGAGCAAAGCGUCCGAGAAGAAUUACAAUUAGAUUUUGAGGAAAAACUCAGGGAACAAGACGAAAAUUACGAAAUGAAGCUUAAAUUACUUGAACGUACCGCUGAGGCGGAAUUGAAAAUGUUUAGGGAUGAGGCUGAUGCGAAAAUUAGAAGGAUCACCGAUGAAGCUGAUUUACAAAUUAAACAGUUGGUGAUUGAUAAUCAAGAAUUGUUGAGUAAAUAUGAUGCUGAAUGUAUGCGAAGAGUGGAAGUUGAUAAAGUUAUGGGAUCAAUAAAAGAACUAGAAAAGUUCAAAAAAGUUGUAAAAGUAGCUGAAGAUAGAAUCCGCUCUUUAGAAGACACUGAAAAACAUUUAAAACAUCAAUUACACGACACAGAAAUCCAAUAUCAAUCCAAAAUAAGUAUGUUGCAUUGCGAAUUAGAAAAAAUUAGUUUGUCGCAUUCGGAGUCUUUACUAGAAAAGUCUCGUAUCCUAACGGAAAAGACGGAACUAGAUACGCGUCUUAAAGAAUUUGCUGAAAAGGAAAUGGAAUUCGCCCGUCAAGUGUGCGAGUACAAAGACGAUUUUGAAAAUAUGAAGGACACGUUUCAAAAGCAAUUGGCGCAUCUUGAGAGUCAAAAGUCGCGGCUUGAAUUAAGAAUUGGGGAACUUGAACAAGUCAACGCCGAGCUUAGAAAUCGAUUGGUGAGAUUACAAGCUACCGAUAAUAAUCAACAAAAUAAUCAACAACAAACAUCUAAAACGCCCGUUGCCCACCCGGCAUCAAGUCGCAUAUUGGAGCUAUUUUUGAAUAAAACAGUACCAGCGAGUUUUAAGAGGCAGUAUUCCGAGAAUUCCGAGUAUUCCGAAGAUCACAAUAAUUCUGGUAGAAACGUGUUUGGAGGUCCUGCUGUUUCAGGAUCCGCUGAAAUCGAUAGACAACACGCUAACUCAUCUCCCGAUCUUGGAAUUGAAAGCGAUCACGGCCGAUUUUCAAGUUUGGAAGCCGCGGUUAAUAUCAAUAGACCGUUUUUGAAAACAUUGGAAUUGACGGAAUCUAUGAGUAAUCUAUUAAGUAAAGACGACGGCCAAGUUGUGUCAUGCAAUAAUGACAUAUGUUGUACGAAAACGAAAGAACUGGUAAACGAAAACAACGAUUUGCGUAAGAAAUUGUUACGAACGCGUCGAGCGCUAGAAGAUACGGUUAGUCAAUUAACGAUGGCUAACCAACGUAAAAAACAAGUUGAAAAAACGAUUUGCAAACAGAUUCACAAGACUAGUCAGGUGUUGCGUAAGGCGAAGGCGAACUUAGACAACGGCUCAGAUCAUGAAGUUUUAAAGCAGUAACAAAAAUAGUAUUGUCCGGAAUUUUUUGUUUCCUUUUUUUAUGUAUAUAUUUGUUUAGUCCAUUAUUAUUUUAGCUUACGACUUUUUUAUGCUGUACAAAGAUAGGUGAUUAAAAAAAAUUUUUUUGGUAAACGUAAA